UUCUCAGUCAUGCAUUUGUAUUCAGCACCUUCCAUGCAAAUAGCUCACCAGAGCUGUUUGAAAACAUACUAAUUUAGUGUAAAAAUCCCCUGCAUUUCUCUAGUGCCUUUCACGUAAUCAUCGUGAAGCACUUUACAAAUAUCAAUAGAACAUCCUAUGUAAGAUACUGCAGGUGUUGUUGGUGACACAAGAUAUGUUUAUGUUAACAGGCCUUGUCUAUGAUCUUGAGUGCAGAUUAGUUAUUAUUUGUAUUACCAUAUCACCCAGGAGCCCUAGGCAUGGACCAUGACCCCAUGUUCUAGGUGCUGUACAAACAUGGAAGAAGAAGAUUGUCCCUGCCCCAAAGAGUUUACAGUCUAAGUGUAGGACAAGAAGCAACAGAUGGAUACAGACAGGGCUUAUGUUUACGCAGGUGUCCAUGUAUUUUAAUAUGUAGCAUUUACUUAAUUGGAUCCCUAAAACAGUGUACAAAGUACACUAGUAAAAUAUACCCAUUAUAUUCAGUACUUUUCAUCCCAGGUUCUGCCUUGGUAUGUCUGUGUUGUCCCUCAUCCCUGUAAUCACUAACUAAGCACAGUACGGUGCCCCUGUGAGGCAAGGAUGUAUUGCUCCUGUUUUACAGAGGUGGCAUAGGUUCAUGGGUUCUGUGACUUUCUGGGACCUCCGUGACUUCUGCAGCGGCCAGUGUGGCUGGCCCAGCGGCUUCCUGAGCAGCUCGGGCAGCCCCUGGGCCAGACCGCACUGACUGCUGCUGGGGCAGCCUUGAGCCACAGCGCUCUUCCCACCCCAGCAGCAGCACAAGUUUGGGUGUGGGAGGGAGCUUGGGUUGUGGGAGGAGGCGAGGGCUCUGGGCGGUGCUUACUUUGGGGAGGGGGGCUUCCUGGAAGCAGUGACAUGUCCCUUCCUAGGCAGAAGCGUGGCUAGGGGGCUCUGUGCGCUCCCUCCACCUAUAGGCAUCGCCCCCGCAGCUCCCAUUGGCCAUUGGUUCCCAACUGGGAGCUGUGGAGUGGGCGCUUGGGGUGGGGGCAGUGCACGGAGCCCAUCUGGUCACACCUCCACCUAGGGGCCUCAGGGACAUGCUGGCUGCUUCUGGGAACCACACAGAGCCAGGUAGGGAGCCUGCCAGCCCAACCAGCUCCCCCAGCACCAGCGGGGUCUCAGGCUACGUGCUGCCCCUUUUCUCCCUCCCCUGUCAGAGCACUUGCGGCACCCCCUUCUGCCCCCUGAGCACCUGCAGCACCCCGGGCUGCCCCAGAGCACCCAAGUUUUAGUCAGGGGUAUAUAGUAAAAGUCAUGGACAGGUCAUGUAUUGUUGUUUACUGCCCGUGACCUGUCCAUGACUUUUACUAAAAAUACCCGUGACUAAAACGUAGCCUUAAUUAUAAUUUAUUUACAAAAAAAAAUAAUUCUCCUUUAAUAAAACAAACCCAAGGUUAAGUGUAGUAGUGAACAGCUAAAUGAUCCACUCACUUUCCCAUUACCAUAUAAUCUUUCAUUGCUCAUUGUUGUCCUAGCUCAUCUAUGCUGUUUUGUAUUUAUUAGCAUUUAAACAUUGCCAAAGUGUUAGACGCACACUACCUAAUUUGCCUUUGCAAUAACUCUUUUGAAGUAGUCAUUAUCCUAACUUUACAGAUACGGAUUUUUUAUAAUCCUAGGGCUGGAACCUGCAUUCCUCGCUCCCAAAACUUCCACUGAAGGCACAAAGAUUUAUGAGUUUUGAGCAUAGCAGAGAGAUGAUUUCUUGACCAAAACCACACAGCAAGCCAGAGCAGAGACAGGAUUCAAAUUCAGGAGCUGUAUUGCAUCAUCCAUUUUUCGCAGAACUCUUAUAGAUUCCAGUGCUUAAAAACACACUGGGAAUAUGGCCCCUUGAAUGCAUAGAUCCUGGCCCCAUGAUCAGUCUACUAUUCCAGUCUUUUCAGACUUUUUCUGCUUGAGCCCCCCAGUUCAUCCAUGAUUUCUUGCUUUGAUCCUAAUACUUGGUUACUACACAGUGGGAGGAAAGAGAAGCUGCUGCAGCAGAGGGACAGCUGGAAGAGAAGGGAACAGAGAAGAGUUUAUCCUUCCUCUCACAAAGUCUUAUUUCCCCUGGGUCCUAGUGGCUGCUGGGUUUUAGUAACUUUUACCACUAUUCUGGCAGCCCUCCCAAGACUUGUUGCAAAUUUGGAUCUCUCAGUACAGCAAUGGAUUGUGCUGCUCUUGGCACUUUGGAUCAGUAUUACAUUAGUCUGUUAAUGAUACAGUACCUUUACUAAUGAGUUUUUAAAAAACAGCUCUGCUUUUCAUCUCUACCACCCCAGCAAAAAGAAAAAGGCCCUCUCCCCACCCCCAAAACAACAACAACUUGGUUUGAAGGAGGAACUACUCUGGUGUUUAAAGAAACGGUUGCACAUUGCAGGUCACUUAGUUGUCUGCCUGAUAGCGCUAAGAUUCCACUUGUAAGCACAUAAAACCCGGAGUGUAAAGAUUCAAGGCACUUUCGUUUGUGAUUAAUGCUGAGGCGAAUGAUAGAUUUGCAGUGGAAUGAUCAGCCUCAGUCACAUGAAAAUACUCACAUGAUGUGUGGGUAUCAAAGUCAUGCUGUGUGCAUAUUCUAUCUGGUUCUCCGAGCUCUGGACACAGUAGAAGAUGAUAUGACCAUCAACUUAGAAACCAAGGUCCCAAUGUUGCAUGACUUCCACUCCUAUCUGUAUCAGCCGGACUGGAGAUACAUGGAGAGCAAAGAGAAGGACAAGCAGGUGCUUGAGGACUUCACAACGAUCUCCUUGGAGUUCAGAAACCUGGCAGAGGUGUAUCGAGAUGUGAUUGCAGAUAUUUGUCACAAGAUGGGAGCCGGAAUGGCAGAGUUCUUGGAAAAGAAGGUUGACACCCAGCAUGAGUGGGAUAAGUAUUGUCACUAUGUUGCUGGGCUGGUGGGGAUUGGCCUUUCCCGUCUGUUCUCUGCAUCAGAGCUAGAAGACCCUGUCGUAGGACAGGACACAGAGCUUGCAAAUUCCAUGGGCCUCUUUCUUCAGAAAACCAACAUCAUUCGUGAUUAUCUGGAGGACCAGCUGGAGGGAAGAGAAUUCUGGCCCAGAGAGGUUUGGAGCAGGUAUGCCAAGAAGCUGUCGGAUCUCGCCAAGCCAGAGCACAUUGACAUGGCUGUCCAGUGUAUGAAUGAACUGAUCACAAAUGCAUUGCACCAUGUCCCUGAUGUUCUCACCUACUUAUCUAGACUGAAAAACCAAAGUGUCUUCAACUUCUGUGCGAUUCCACAGGUGAUGGCCAUCGCCACUCUGGCGGCCUGUUACAAUAACAAACAGGUGUUUAGGGGGGUGGUGAAGAUUCGGAAAGGACAAGCUGUCACUUUAAUGAUGGAUGCCACGAACAUACAAGCUGUCAAGGCUAUAAUGUACCAGUAUGUGGAAGAGAUCUAUCAGAAGGUCCCAAGCACAGACCCUUCUUCUAACAAGACCCAGCAGAUCAUCGUCUCAAUCCGGACAAUGAGUUUGCCCAAUGGCGUCGAGGUAUCCCGUAACCAUUACUCCCCCAUAUACCUCUCGUGCGCCAUGCUUCUGGCAGCGCUGAGCUGGCAGUAUCUGAGUGCGAUGUCGAAGGCAUCAGAGGAGUAUGUACAAGCCAGCGAGAACUGAGGGUUGGUGGGGAGAGCGAAGGUCGGUGGAUGGAUAAGGUUGGGAGCAGGUUCUUGUCUCUUGCCUGUUGGAUCUGCUGCCCUGCUGGAUGCCAGACUGUUGUGGACCCUUAAAGCUGUGAAUGGAAUGGCAAAUCCGAAGGUGUUGGUUGGCCUGCAGUAUUGUGUGUUGCAGCCACUAGCUAGCAGCUGGAUUUGGCUGUUUUCACUGUUUGGAUGAACAGGUUACAAGUAAGACUGGUUGCGUCUCACUUUUCCUCUUUGUGGGAGACUGUUUUACCUGAAUUCUGGCCAGGAUAUUUUUUAAUUGCCUCUGUCACUUGUGAUUUUGACACCUCCCUCCAGUAAAAAGUUGCAUGACGUGAGCCUUUGUGUUCUCCCUCCUCUGCCCUGGGUGUGUUCUUACCUAAGUACCUUCAUUGCUCGGCAACUGAAUGUUUCCAGCAAGUCAGCUAUCUUGGAAGCCACCAUUCCCUCAGAUGGAUGAAAUCUUCAACUCACUGGGACAACGUCUGACUGUUUUCUGACCGUUUCUCUAAAUAGCUGAGGAUCUUACAGGACAGAGAUGAGUGCAUAAGUUCUGGGCCUCCCCAUCCUUGUACUAAAGAAUUGUGAAGAGAUACUAGCCUUAAAUAUUAGAGCUAUUGCGAUAACUUGGAUGUAGCUUUCUGGUGAGAUUGUUUUGUACAGUUUAAAGAGCUCAGAGGCUGAAAGCAGCUCUGUCUUCCGAAAGCUGAGUAGAUGGCAGUACCUGCAAAGCUUAUUUCUCCGCAAAAGGUGUGGGGGCAGGCUGGAGGGCUCAGAGGUGGGUAAUGACUGCUAAGUCUGGUAAGAUACAGCUGUACUGCUUGUGAGUAACACGCCAUCCAGUGGGUGUCUUGGGAUAUAAAAGGUAGCUCCUGAUCCAUCCCUUGGGGAUGGUUUUCAUCAAACCAUGCAGUGAGGAUCCCCUUCCUGGGCAAAGGAGGUGCACUGUAGUAAGGGAAUAGUAAGGGAACAGCUGUAGCAGUGAGCGUGGGAGACGGAAAAGCUGCCAGCUGAGCUGCAGGGGAGCCAAGGAGGCAGGUCUUGAGUCAGCAAACCUUCCUGACCUGGCGAGAAGAAGGGGAAUGUUGGAGUCUUUCUCCCCUCGUCCCUCUCCUGUCUUUGUGCCCCACCCAGGCUGACAGUAUGGCCUAGAGAAGCACAGGUACCUCUUUGGACUGGUCACUAAUUGGCUCUGGAAGGAGGGUGGUUGCAUAGCUGCUGCUCAUGCAUUCAAACUCCCUUUGGAAACAGGACUCUCUAAUCACGUACCAUUAUUUUCUGUGGCUUGAGCAGUGUUCCUUUCACCCGUGCCCUCUUGAGGGUGCGGGGGUACAGCCUGCUCUGCCUUCCCUGCGGGACUAUCAGCAAUAAAGAUGCACACAGUGCUGGUUUUGACACCUUCUGGCUGUUCAGAUGAAGUAGUCCACAGUGUGAGUAUUGUUAUCUGCUAGUUGUCCAUUGCUUCCAGCUCCUGUAAAACUCAAAGUGUCUGUGCUGGAGACAAGAAUGGAAAUGCUUCAGCUUAAGACUUACGGGCGGAGUUCCAGGGACAGCAGCUCUGAAGUAGCCUUGUCCUGCUGAUUUCAGCAGGUGGCAGUCUUCAUAGAUCUGUCUUGAAGAACAACCUUCAUGAAGGAAGCAGACACUUCUCUCUGGACUCAAGAAAACUCUCCCACCAGCUCUGAAAUCUGCAGUCAUCGUAGGAAGAGCCUUUAAAAGUUGAAGUAGUAGGGCUGGCACCAGGAAGUCUGCUUAAAAGCUGUUGGGUUAGCUGUGUUCACUUUCUGUUCAGCGGGGAUGGGUGUCUGCAAUACUCUUAACCCUCUUUCCCCCCUCGGUCUUUAAGCUAGCACAGCUCAUGUUUUAAAGCAGUGUCUUUGAAUAGAGGUGAGUAUGUUUGAGGAUGGGUGCUUGCUGCUGCUCUAACUCACCCCCCCCCCCCCCGUUACAUUGUGUACUACUGUGCUGUCCUUGCUGUGAGCAACUCCCCAGCUUUUCAUGACCAUCUAGUGGAGCAUGGCCCUGGAGCUGUUAUCAGUGCUGUUACAGGAAGCAACUCUCUCCCUGUUAAACCUUCUGUUCCCCAAGCAAGCUCCAUGUGGCUGCUUUUAAACAGCAGCCGCAUCUGGUGUUGUAGAUGUGCGCCUAUGGUGGGAAAGGUGACUUAGUCUAGUCACUUGAUGUUUAGGAGUUGGGAUCUCUGCUGGGAAAUGUCUUGUGGUUGGGUGUAAGACCACUACAGCACUAUUACAUGGCAAGCUCUACUCCCCAGUUAUCUGUGUACAUACUUAGCCUAAUUAAAUGGUGAUGCAAAUAUUGUUUUGCUCUUUAUGUAGAGAGGUCUGGGCUUCAGUUCUCAGCUUCCCUUAACAAUAAAUUUCUUUGCCUAGAA
This is a messenger RNA of Chelonia mydas (Green sea turtle), 6050 nucleotides long. Its product is annotated as squalene synthase. Lineage: Eukaryota; Metazoa; Chordata; Testudines; Cheloniidae. Gene Ontology annotation, molecular function: squalene synthase [NAD(P)H] activity. Gene Ontology annotation, cellular component: endoplasmic reticulum membrane. The transcript is spliced from 7 exons. The record is from RefSeq and is a predicted model, not a curated record. Bases 2493 to 3632 code for a protein of 379 amino acids. Gene Ontology annotation, biological process: cholesterol biosynthetic process; farnesyl diphosphate metabolic process.